This is a messenger RNA of Moneuplotes crassus, 1431 nucleotides long. NCBI's taxonomy places the organism in Eukaryota, Ciliophora, Spirotrichea, Euplotida, Euplotidae. The record is from the annotation of a GenBank genome assembly.
AUGAAAGAUGAGCCAGAGGAGUCAGACCUCUCCUCAUCUAUCCUAGAGAAGAAAGAUAUAGGGAAGCCAGCGAUUCAGGAUUUUAAACUAUACAAGAUCAGGUGGCCCAUUGUCCUAUUUUUCAGUUCCUCUAUGAUCGCUGGCGGGUUAGCUCAGAUUGGUCUGAGUCCGAUAAUGUCUAUCAUUAAGGAGAUAUAUGGAAAAGAUGGGAUCAUCAUUUCCUUAUUGGUAUUGCCCUUUACUAUAUUCUUUAUUCCAUUAAUGUAUCCAGCUAAUUACCUCAUUGAGAAAUAUGGAAUUACGAUCCCUAUCUAUAUUGCAUGCAUAACUCUUGUUAUUGGCGCAUGGAUAAGGAUGCUUGUCAACACAAGCUUCUACUUCCUCCUAGCAGGUCAAUGAGUCAUGGCAUUUGGACAGCCUUUUGUGAUUUCUUCUCCCGCAAAGGUUGCUGGAGUCUGGUUUGGAGACAAGGAGAGAGCUUUAGCAACAACACUUGGAUCUCUUGCAGGGCCUUUCGGAGCUGUUAUAGGAUAUCUCUUGCCCUUACCACUUAUUUCAGACUCAGAUACAGAUCCUAAAAGUCUCGGAAGAUCUAGAAUGUCGAGAUAUAUCCUAAUUCAGAGUAUUAUCAUCACAGCUUUAACUCUCCCAGUAUUGAUAUUCAUUAGAAAUCGGCCUCCGACACCUCCAAGUGCUUCUGCUGCAAACUCAAUUAAGAAGAAGUCAGAUGGAUUGAUCAAGAACUCCUUCAGACUUCUAAAAAAUUUGAAUUUCCUUUUGCUAAUGGUGGGUUUUUCAUCAGUGUAUUCCAUCUAUACAACUCUUGGAGCAGCUAUUGGACCUUUAACUCACAGUUUUGGAUAUAACUCCAGAGACAACAGUCUUUUCGGUUCAAUCUAUAUUGUUGGAGGAGUGUUUGGCUCGUUCGCACAUGCAAUCUUCCUUGAUAAAUACUCUAGAUAUAAGAUGCAAUUCAUCAUAAUUGGCAUAACCAACUGAAUAUCCUUUGCGCUUGUGAUAUUCCUCAUUAGUCAAGGAAGUGUGGUGCUCACAGCAUGCCUCCUGUUCAUCAUGGGCUUUAGCCAGUUGCCAGUGAUUGGUGUAGCUUACGCAUUUGUUGCAGAAAUGACAUAUCCAAUAGACGAAGCUCUCUCUUGAGGAAUGAUACAUUUGCUAGGCUCAAUAAUUGCAACAGCGUUUGCAUUCAUGGCGACUUCAUUCAUUGAUAAUAAUAAAACAAAUUUGGCUUUAUACAUCUUAUUAGGUCUCUGAGUUUUGGGACUAUUUUGAAAAUUCUUUAUAAAAGAGAUUCUCAAGAAGAAAAGAGCAGGAAUUAGGGGUACUAUUUUGUCAUUUCAUUUUGGAAAUACUAGUUUCCCAAAUUCAUAUCGGAAUACUAUCCGUUCCGAAAAAGUGAAAGCGGAACAAUAA